Molecule: messenger RNA, 1324 nt
Organism: Malus domestica (apple)
Lineage: Eukaryota; Viridiplantae; Streptophyta; Magnoliopsida; Rosales; Rosaceae
Product: protein SRC2-like
Biological process (GO): defense response
Source: RefSeq, a predicted model, not a curated record
UUAUCGUCAUCAUACCGAUUGGCACCAUCCCCCGCAACAAAGCAACAAUCCCAUCAAUCCUUCUUACCCAUUAUCCAACGCACCCUCAGCACCAUCCCCACUAGCGCACGUUAGAACAGAGACGCUUUAACCCCAUGGCUUCCUCCCGCCCUCCGCCGCAGAAGCCGCUCGAUCUCGACCUCACGAUCGUCUCCGCCAAGCAUCUCAAGAACGUCAACUGGAAGAACGGCGACCUCAAGCCCUACGCCGUCUUCUGGGUAGACCCCGACCGCCGGCUCGCCACCAAGUCCGACGACUCCGGCUCCACCCGCCCGGUCUGGAACGAGCGGUUCACCGUCCCGCUCACCCUCUCCCUCCACGACUCCUUCCUCACCCUCGAAAUCUUCCACUCCAAACCCUCCGAAACUUCCAAGCCCUUAGUCGGCACCCUCCGGGUCCCACUCAAGGACCUGCCCGAUCAGGACGACUCGACCCGAAUCCGGACCUUCCAGCUCGUCCGUCCCUCCGGCCGUCCCCAGGGCAAGAUCCGUGUUAAGCUUGCCGUUCGAGAACGACCUUUGCCGCCAGAUUACCAUAUUAGCCCUCCUCCUAGCUACUUUUACGGAGGUGCCCCUAUGCCCCCACCGCCUGUUCGCGACUUCAGGUCAUACUCGCCGUCGUCGUACAGCUCUACUUUACCAGCUUCCGCUCCUAGUCCAUCGGCUUCGCCACCGCCUCCGCCUCCGCCUUACCAUUACAGCUCCUAUUCCGAUCCGUACUCGGGUUACUAUCCAGCGUACUACUCCAGUGCGCCACCGCAUCCACCAAGGCCGUUCUUCGACCGACCGGUGAACUAUGGCGGGCCUAGUGGGCCUUCAGCGCCAUUGGACUACUCAAAUUAUGACCAGAAUCAGAAGCCCAAAAGUGGGAAGAUGGGAUUGGGCACCGGAUUGGCUGUGGGCGCAGUGGCCGGAGGUCUUGGUGCAGUGGCAUUGGAUGAGGGGUUGAGGUACGAGGAAGAUAAGGUUGCACAGAGGGUGGAGAAUGACCUGCGCGAGCGUGACGAGUACAGCAAUUAUCAUGCCGAUUAUUGAUUGAAUCGGGGUUUAGCCGUUUUGGUAUGGUUUAAUUACUAAAGCGCAAUGUUAAUUUGCCGGUUCACAGUGUAUAUGUAUAUAUGUUUUUAUGUGGAAUUUGGUUUGGGGCUUUUGGAUUGCUGAAUGAAUUAAGACAACGGUUUAAACUUUAUUGUUAAGUGGGUGUUUUAUUCGAUGGAAUGAGUGUUUAUGUAUCUUGGAAUGAAUUGUGUUAUUGAUCAUCUUGGAAUGAAUUGUGCGUUUGAUCA